AUGAUACAUUUUGCUCUCUCUCUCUCUCUCUCUCUAAUUCAACAUUUCCUUAUCACUAUUUUCAUUACAGAUAGAAUUGAUGCAGUUCCUUCAACUUCCUAUGAGCCCCACUCAGGUUAUUCAGGGUGUAGCCUUGCCACCCCAGAGGAUUCUGGCACAGACGACAGCAUUCAUGCCAUCCCAAGCAUAUCCGAAGUCAUUGAUGAUAUUUCAAGCUCUGCAGGGCUGGCAAUCAACUCAAUUGAGAUACCAACUCCCAAAAAAUCCGUCACGUCUCCAAUCGAGAACAAUUCCAUUUCAGUGUCACUGGAUAGUAAUAAAAGAAUUGUCACACGAAAGAGCAGCCGACACAGUCCAAAAAGUGAGGAGAAAAGGAGAAAAUACAAAGUACGAACACGGGUGAUCAAAUACACUUUGUUUAUCCUAAACUUUCUCUCCUGGAUAGUAGCUGUGGUAGCAAUUGGAAUUAGUUAUUAUAUUUUGUCUGAAACAAAGAAAGUAGUGACAGAUGCUGUGGAUUUUAUUCUGGAUCCUGCUAUUAUCCUUUGCGUGGUGGCGUCAAUAACAUUUAUGAUGGCUCUCUUUGGUUGCCUUGGUGCCAUUCGGGAAAACAAAUAUUUACUCCGGGUGUUCUACAUCAUGCUUACAUUGAUGCUAGUGAUAGAAUUGUCAAUCGGUGUCCUUAUAUGGCUCUUCUUCUCAGCUCCAGUGUCCACAGAAAAACUUAUGGAGACUCCCAAAAAGCUUCUCACACAAGCAUUAUUUCGAUAUAAAGAUGAUAAAGAUUUGCGUAUUUGGAUUGAUCUUAUACAGUAUGAGUUCAAAUGCUGUGGUGUAAGCUAUAGUGAAGAUGGGUAUAAAGACUGGCAAAAGAACAUUUAUUUUAACUGUUCACGUUCCAAUCCAAGCUCUGAACGAUGUGCUGUACCCAUGUCUUGCUGCAUUUUUAAAGAUGGUGAACUCAAAAACACAAUGUGUGGAUUUGAUACUACGAACAAAGAGAAGAAUGAUGUCAGUGAUCGUAUCCAUACACAAGGCUGUCUUAAAGGGUUUCGGAUUUGGCUCCGCAAGAAUGAGAUCCUCAUCACCAUUCUGGGAGCUCUUUUCAUUGCCCCACAGAUUGCAGUUGUCUUGUUAGCGAGGACUCAAGUGAAAUUUAUGCGCUACAAACGAAUUGUAGUCCCACCCCCAGCAUCACUUUGA
Messenger RNA from Acanthosepion pharaonis, 1203 nucleotides. NCBI's taxonomy places the organism in Eukaryota, Metazoa, Mollusca, Cephalopoda, Sepiida, Sepiidae. The record is from the annotation of a GenBank genome assembly.